AUGACUUCGAAUCUCACCAAAAAUCUCAAACAGCCUGCGCUGGACUUCUUGUCCUUUGUCAAUGCUUCUCCCACUCGUAGCGUCUCCCGUCAACCCGCAUCAACACACAAGCUGACAUGCAGUCUAGCUUUCCAUGCCGUGAACUCGGCCAAAAACCUUCUCGCGAAUGCGGGAUUCCAAGAAAUCAAGGAGAAGGACUCGUGGGCUUCUACUUGCCGUCCUGGUGGGAAGUAUUACUUGACCCGCAACCAGUCGACCAUUGUGGCUUUCGCCGUUGGCAAGAAGUGGAAGCCUGGAAAUGCGAUCGCCAUGAUUGGAGCUCACACAGACUCCCCUGUGUUGAGGAUCAAGCCGGUUAGUAACAAAAAAGGCGAAGGUUACAUCCAAGUCGGCGUUGAGACCUACGGCGGUGGCAUCUGGCACACAUGGUUUGAUCGUGAUCUAGGAGUUGCGGGUCGCGCGAUGGUGCGGAACGAUGACGGUUCUAUCGUCCAGAAACUGAUCAAGAUAGACCGCCCAAUCCUCCGCAUUCCCACCCUGGCUAUCCAUUUAGAGCGCCAGGAGACAUUCUCCUUCAACAAGGAAACUCAACUUUUCCCAAUUGCGGGCAUGAUUGCCGCGGAACUAAAUAGAACCGGUCAGGCUGAUGGUGGUGCCAUUACUGAGGGUGAGAACGGAGAAUUUUCUCCAUUGAAAGCCAUUACAGAGCGUCACCACCCGCAUAUUGUAGAGCUGAUUGCCGCCGAGGCGGGUGUGAAGCCUGCCAAUGUGCUUGAUUUUGAGAUGAUCCUGUUCGAUACACAAAAGUCUUGCCUCGGCGGAUUGAUGGAGGAAUUCAUCUUUUCUCCGCGCUUGGAUAACCUGAACAGCUCCUUCUGUGCUACGGCUGGUUUGAUUGAUUCCGUAGCCGACGAGUCUGCCCUGAACGAUGAGUCUACUAUUCGCCUGAUCGCCUUGUUCGAUCAUGAGGAAAUCGGAAGCACCACCGCCCAAGGUGCCGAUUCUAGCAUGCUCCCCGCCAUCAUUCGCCGGCUCUCCGUCUUGCCUUCUAUCGCCGGGGACGCCGACACAUCUACCGCCUAUGAGCAGACUUUGUCCACCUCUUUCCUCCUCUCGGCGGACAUGGCACACGGUGUCCACCCCAACUGGUCUGCCAAAUAUGAAAGCGACCACCGGCCGGAGAUCAACAAGGGACCAGUCAUUAAGAUCAAUGCCAACGCUCGCUAUGCGACCAACUCUCCUGGCAUUGUUCUUCUCCAGGAAGUUGCGCGCAAGGCUGUGGAGACCGAAGGCGAAGGUGUCCCUCUACAGCUGUUUGUCGUCCGUAACGACUCCAGCUGCGGAAGCACAAUCGGACCGAUGCUCUCUGCUGCUCUAGGAGCUAGGACUCUCGAUCUAGGUAACCCUCAGCUGAGCAUGCACAGUAUCCGCGAGACAGGUGGAACGUAUGAUGUGGCUCACAGCAUUCGACUCUUUAAGAGCUUCUUCCAACACUACGCCAACACUUCUCAAUCAAUCUUUGUGGAUUAG
Molecule: messenger RNA, 1530 nt
Organism: Aspergillus mulundensis
Lineage: Eukaryota; Fungi; Ascomycota; Eurotiomycetes; Eurotiales; Aspergillaceae
Product: M18 family aminopeptidase
Exons: 5
Coding region: 1-1530 (509 amino acids)
Biological process (GO): proteolysis
Cellular component (GO): fungal-type vacuole
Molecular function (GO): metalloaminopeptidase activity; zinc ion binding
Source: RefSeq, a predicted model, not a curated record